Orycteropus afer afer is the source of this 1358-nucleotide messenger RNA. RefSeq names its product 3-hydroxyacyl-CoA dehydratase 3 (gene HACD3). Lineage: Eukaryota; Metazoa; Chordata; Mammalia; Tubulidentata; Orycteropodidae. Gene Ontology annotation, molecular function: 3-hydroxyacyl-CoA dehydratase activity. Gene Ontology annotation, biological process: fatty acid elongation; very long-chain fatty acid biosynthetic process; sphingolipid biosynthetic process. Gene Ontology annotation, cellular component: endoplasmic reticulum membrane. The record is from RefSeq and is a predicted model, not a curated record.
GAGCGUGGGUAGUCUCCAGGCUUCCCGGCUGCAGGCGCUUAGCGGCGCCGGGGUUUGCGGCCUGCGAUCGGCCGGCUUCAGCCGCGCACUCUCUGAAACAUUUAGGCGCAGCUAGCUGAGCCUCUCCGUGCCCUGGGCUGUGUGGCCAUGGAGAACCAGGUGCUGACGCCGCACGUGUAUUGGGCUCAACGACAUCGUGAGCUGUAUCUGCGCGUGGAGCUGAGUGAUGUGCAGAAUCCUGCUAUCAGCAUCACUGAGAAUGUGCUGCAUUUCAAAGCUCAGGGACAUGGUGCCAAAGGAGACAAUGUCUAUGAAUUUCAUCUGGAGUUCUUAGACCCUGUGAAGCCAGAGCCUGUCUACAAAUUGACUCAGAGGCAAGUAAACAUAACUGUACAGAAGAAGGUGAGUCAGUGGUGGGAGAGACUCACCAAGCAGGAGAAGCGCCCACUGUUUUUGGCCCCUGACUUUGAUCGCUGGCUGGACGAGUCUGAUGCAGAAAUGGAGCUCAGAGCCAAGGAAGAAGAACGCCUAAAUAAACUCAGAAUGGAAAACGAAGGCUCCCCUGAAACUCUUGCAAGCAUGAAGAAAGGAUACCUGUUCAUGUAUAAUCUUGUACAAUUCUUGGGAUUCUCCUGGGUCUUUGUCAACCUGACCGUGCGGUUCUUUAUCUUGGGAAAAGAGUCCUUCUAUGACACAUUUCACACCGUGGCUGAUAUGAUGUAUUUCUGCCAGAUGCUGGCAGCGGUGGAAACUAUCAAUGCAGCACUUGGAGUCACUAAGUCACCAGUGAUGCCUUCUCUUCUACAGCUUCUUGGAAGAAAUUUCAUUUUGUUUAUCAUCUUUGGCACCAUGGAAGAAAUGCAAAACAGAGCUGUAGUUUUCUUUGUGUUUUACCUGUGGAGCACAAUUGAAAUUUUCAGGUACCCUUUCUACAUGCUUACUUGCAUUGACAUGGAUUGGAAGGUACUCACGUGGCUCCGCUACUCUGUGUGGAUUCCCCUGUAUCCUCUGGGAUGUUUGGCAGAAGCUGUCUCAGUGAUCCAGUCCAUUCCAAUAUUCAAUGAAACAGGAAGAUUCAGUUUCACAUUGCCAUAUCCUGUCAAAAUUAAAGUUAGAUUUUCCUUUUUUCUUCAGAUUUAUCUUAUCAUAUUAUUUUUAGGGUUAUACAUAAAUUUCCGUCACCUUUAUAAACAGCGCAGGCGGCGCUAUGGACAAAAAAAGAAAAAGAUCCAUUAAGAAGAGAUUUGGGUGGCUUCUACCAGUUAGAGGCUUGUCUGAGAUUCUUACAGUUUUACUUUCUUGUACUGAUGUAAAAGUUUUUUUUAAAGUUAAAUAAUUAAAUUCUCUGUGAGGCUCUC